UGGACUGCCAAUUCCACCUGUCAUGCAAUUAUUAAUAUGUCUACGAUUUUACGCUACCGCUAGCUUUCAACUCGUCAACGGAGAUUUGAUGAUUAUAUCUCAGUUUACAGUAUCCAGGAUAAUACACAGAGUAUCGGCUCAAAUUGCAUCAUUGAUUCACGCAGUUAUCAAAAUUCCUAGUAUGGAAGCUGCUAUGAUCGCAAACAGAGAUCUAUUCAGACAACUUGGUGCACGCAGGGAGGGUUUACCUGGCGCUGAUGGCGCUAUCGACUGCACUCACAUUCGAUUAUCUCAUACGAAAUUUGCAGACCUGCAGGAGGUUUAUAGGAAUCGUAAGGAAAAUUUUUCCCUCAAUGUACAGGCAAUCGUCGGACCUAAUAUGGAAUUCUUGGAUGUGGUUCCGAAAUGGCCUGGAAGUAACCAUGACAGCCAAAUAUUCCGAAACUCACGAAUUUACAUGCAGUAUCAUGGGAGACAACUUACUGGAACCCUGGUUGGAGAUGUCGGCCAUCCGUGCUUGCCAUUUCUGCUGACUCCACUGGCAAAUCCAAUUACAGAUGCUCAACAAAGGUAUAACAACGUACAAAGCAGAACAAGGCAAAUUGUUGAAAGAACAUUUGGAGUUUGGAAGCGACGUUUUCCUUGCCUAUCCAGAGGUUUGGAAACCAAAUUGUUGUGCUCUACCACAAUUAUUGUAGCAUGUGCCGUACUACACAAUUUAUCACUAACAUUGGAUAAUGCUCAUCCGGAACAUAAUCGCAUCGAAGAGGAAGAAGCGGAUGAAUUGCCACCUCAAGCACCGCAUUGGCAGCCUGGAGAGGGUUUUGCAAUACAUGAAGCUCUAAUUGAACGGUUAUUCAUUUGA
Molecule: messenger RNA, 865 nt
Organism: Neodiprion fabricii
Lineage: Eukaryota; Metazoa; Arthropoda; Insecta; Hymenoptera; Diprionidae
Product: putative nuclease HARBI1
Exons: 4
Coding region: 23-865 (280 amino acids)
Source: RefSeq, a predicted model, not a curated record